CCGACCGGAUCAAAGUGACCACGUCAGAGUUAGUGUGCCCAUGUACAUAGAUAUAUAAUUGUCACCACGCCAGCGAGUGGCACUCGCAUUGUAACUAAGGGUGCCAUCAGGACUUAUCAACUUAGGGCGCCAUACGGACUGAUCAUCAUCAUGACUACCACCGCUCUGCCGAUGACGACGUCGUUGAUUGGUGACAACUCCACCGCCAAUAGUACCUGGCCCUUGGAUCAGGGCAACAUUACCCAUCGGCCGUACGAGAUGGAUCCCAACGAAAUUUUGGACCUGCAAAAGCGCUUCAUUCCCAUCAUAGUACUCUCGAUUCCUGCCCACCUAAGUAUUCUAAUCAUAAUCCUUUGUAACAAGAGCCUGCGGAAUCAAGCCUUCUUUAUGGGAGUUCUCAGUAUGACUAUCUUUGACCUGUUCCAUUACAUGGUUGUUCUCCCGAUAAACUUUGACCAUUAUAUCAACUGGGGGAAAUGGCGUCACGGCAAUAUUGUCUGUAUUGUCUACAUAGUCUUUUUAAACAGUAAGCUCUACGUUUCUGCUUUGAUGAUCCUAGCGUUGUGUGUUGAACGGCUGAUGACGAAGCUGCGAUCUGUCGCUGUCGUUGGCGAGAGAACAUCGUCUAUCGUAUCUAAGGUGUGUCUUGUGCUUCCCUGGUGUAUUGGUAUUGUUGGUGGAGUGCUCAUCACUCUGAUCAAACAGGAUGAAAUGUCGCGACACCGAUAUUUGCAUGAGCAUUAUUGUGUGUUCAUGGUGGAACAGACCUUCCAUAUUCCCUAUCUUGUAAUCAUGUACCUGAUACCACUCGGCCUACUGGUCCUGGUACCCAUAGCUAUGAUGAUGGUUGUUUACAAGUACAAGAAGUCGGACUGGAAUCGUUUAUCUGCGGAAACUUUGGAACCGGCAGCUGUCAGUUUGCGCAUGUCCACUUUGUGUGUUUGGAUUGUGAGCAUUGUUUAUGUUGUCCUGUGCGUACCUGUGACAUAUUGUUUGACACUACUCGUGUUGUGUGUACGUCGUAUAGCCGGCUGCCCAACUAUACAGUUAUACAGGGAUACGCACACAGUCUCUCUCCUUCUUGGGUUCGUGACGCCCUUUUUAUGGAUCAUCACCGUUGAAAUCCGCGCCGCUUUGUUGUCAUUUAAAUUUCGCGUCAUAAACAUGGUUACACCAUCUGAGGGCCAGAAAACAGUCUUGUCCUUUUCCUCACUGCAGCAUAAAAUCUCUUCGGACGAUACAGGUACUGGGCGCUAACUGUCUACGUACCCGUUUGCAUAGAGCUGUUUCAAACCAAACUGCCUUUACUUGUAUUAAAUAUCGUGACGCUAUGGGAAACACAUGUGUUCAAGCUGUCAGAGAUAUGUAUAGCCAGGCUGAACAUUAAGUCAGAAAUAUAAAUAUUCAUAUCAUAUUAAUUUUGUAGUCGAUCAAAUAAAGCCAUAUUUAAAAUAAA
Mizuhopecten yessoensis (Yesso scallop) is the source of this 1456-nucleotide messenger RNA. RefSeq lists its product as uncharacterized. Gene Ontology annotation, molecular function: G protein-coupled receptor activity. The transcript has 2 exons. Gene Ontology annotation, cellular component: membrane. The record is from RefSeq and is a predicted model, not a curated record. Gene Ontology annotation, biological process: G protein-coupled receptor signaling pathway. Bases 151 to 1257 code for a protein of 368 amino acids. Lineage: Eukaryota; Metazoa; Mollusca; Bivalvia; Pectinida; Pectinidae.